Molecule: messenger RNA, 901 nt
Organism: Botrytis sinoallii
Lineage: Eukaryota; Fungi; Ascomycota; Leotiomycetes; Helotiales; Sclerotiniaceae
Exons: 6
Coding region: 1-897 (298 amino acids)
Source: RefSeq, a predicted model, not a curated record
AUGGACCCGCUAUCAGUGAGCGCCAGCAUCUCUGGAUUGAUAUCCAUUCUCGACCUCGUAGCUGUAAAGAGUUACAAAUAUGUCAAAGAAGUCAGGGGAUCGACUCAGGAAGUCAAAAAACUUGUCAACGAAAUGACCGAUCUAUACGGCAUUCUCAACCAAUUACGCCUGGUCGUCUCACGUUUUGACGACGAAUUAGAUAAAGCUGACCGCGACGAUAUCGGUGGUCAAAAGUCAGCGAUUGGCCGGAAAAUUUCAAAUUUAGGGCCAGCUCUUAUCUGGCCUUUCAGCGUCGGUGAAACCAGAGCACUCAUCGAUGAUGUGACGACACAGAAGUCUACUUUGAUGUUUGCGCUUCAAGUGGAUGGAAUGAAUGCGCUAUUUGAUGCACUCAGUGACCGGAAGACACAAGGACUAAAUAUAGAAGCAAUACGGGCAAAUGUGCUUGGCCUAAGGAAUGAGAAAGCGAUAUCUAUGUUGAACCAAAAGCAGAAGAAGAUUAUUGAAUGGAUAGCUCCAUAUGAUCCCAGUCAGAGACAUCAAGAAGUUGCGACGAAACUUCGACAGCCAGGUACUGGUCAGUGGUUCACUAAGGGAGAUCAGUUCAAGUCCUGGUUUAAUGAAAAGGUAUCGAAGUUGUGGUUGUAUGGUAUUCGUAAGCAUUCGAUUUAUUCUCUCGAUAAACUUACCCCAGUCCAGAAAUCUGUUCUGAUGCUUGUCUUAGCUGGAGCUGGAAAAACUAUAUUAAUCAGUUCUACCAUCAGCUGUAUCUUUGACCAGCUUGAAGAUGGUGAUUGUUUAGCAUUCUUUUAUUGCGAUUACAAGGAUAAAAAGACACAGGAUCCUCUAAACAUCUUGGGUUUUCUGGUUAAGCAACCGAACAAUCCAAGCUUCUAGAUCU